This is a messenger RNA of Trematosphaeria pertusa, 1891 nucleotides long. RefSeq names its product major facilitator superfamily transporter multidrug resistance. Bases 138 to 1610 code for a protein of 490 amino acids. Gene Ontology annotation, molecular function: transmembrane transporter activity. Gene Ontology annotation, biological process: transmembrane transport. The transcript has 4 exons. The record is from RefSeq and is a predicted model, not a curated record. NCBI's taxonomy places the organism in Eukaryota, Fungi, Ascomycota, Dothideomycetes, Pleosporales, Trematosphaeriaceae.
UGAUCUGACCAAGGUGUUGCGUCAUAGGGCUUCCCCACCCGUUCUUGUACCACCAGGCACCUCCACGAGUACGGGAUCGUCCAUUGGUUUCUUUGUCGCAGGGCCAUCUUCCCCAGAAGUCCACCACCCAUUCCAAGAUGGAGAAGAAACAAAAUACUGCAUCUCACGCCGGCCCAGAGCUCGAACGAGGAGCCCAUGAGGACGUCGGCAACAGGGUCGAUUUCGAAGAUCCGCACGAUACAUAUAAUCCCAAGAAUUGGACUUUCGCGAAGAAAACCUUGAACACGUUGUUGUAUGGACUUACGACGCUCGGCUCUACAUGGGCAAGUGCGGCGUACUCCCCCGCGAACGAAAUAGUUGUGCACGACUAUGAAGUCUCUAGUGAAGUGGCCGUGCUAGGAACCAGUGUCCUUCUUCUAGGUUUUGGCUUCGGUCCUUUGGUAUGGGCCCCUCUUUCCGAAGUCUACGGGAGAAAGUGGCCUACAGUUGCACCCUGCUUCAUUUCUGCUCUCUUCUCAUUUGCCACUGGGGCGUCCAAGGAUAUCCAAUCCAUCAUAAUAACUCGCUUCUUUUGCGGAUUCUUCGGCGCGGCGCCCAUAACUUGCACAGGCGGCGUGUUUGCAGACAUCUGGGACUCUACUCAGCGCGGGAACGCGAUUGUUGGAUAUGCGUUGGCGGUGGCAGGAGGGCCAGUACUUGCGCCUAUCGUUGGAGGCGCAAUUGUCGUGAGUGGGGUGUCGUGGAGGUGGACCGAAUACAUCACCGGAAUCAUCCAGUUGCUCACCGUUGUGCUCGACGCGGUAUUCGCCUCAGAGUCCUACGCCCCUCGACUGCUAGUAUCCAAAGCUCGGCGUCUGCGCAUCCAAACUAAAAACUGGGCACUCCAUGCCGAAUACGAAGAGCUAGAUGUCACCUUCGCCGAGCUUCUCAACAAAUUCGGCGUUCGUCCCUGGCAGAUGCUCUUCACGCCAAUUUGCGGCCUCAUCGCACUCUACGCUUCGUUCAUCUACGGCGUGUUCUACGCUUCUCUCGCAUCCUUUCCCAUCAUCUUCCAAGACGAUCGCGGGUGGAAUCCGCUGAUUGGAUCCUUACCUUUCCUUGCACUUCUGCUUGGGAUCAUUCUCGGCUCUGGACUCAACGUGCUCAAUCAGGUUUUCUUCUACAACCCACGGCUGGUAUCUCGAGGUACCGAAAAGGCCAUUCCAGAGGCUCGCCUUCCACCGAUGAUGCUCGGGUCUGUUCUCUUCGCAGGCGGCUUGUUCCUACUUGGCUGGACAUCGCAUCCGCGCUUUCACUGGUGCAUUCCAGCCACGGGUGCCCUGCUGGUCGGUUUUGGUUACUAUACCAUAUUCCAGUCAGCCCUCAAUUAUCUCGUCGACACCUUUCAGCGCUGGGGUGCAUCAGCUAUUGCUGCGAAUACCUUUCUGAGGAGUAUUCUCGCCGCCUGCUUCCCCGCGGUUGUAAUUCCACUGUAUCGAAAGCUGGGGACAGGCCUUGCUAGCACUUGCUUCGCCGGGUUUGCGGUCUUCAUGAUUCCUAUUCCUUUCCUGUUCUAUCGGUGGGGAGAGUGGUUGAGGACAAGGGGGCGAUGGAGCUCAAACAUGGGUUGAAUGCGGCUGUCGCAGCCCAAAAGAAUGUGAAGGACCAAGUCAUGCAGAUACUGUGCACUAUCCUGCACUCUUCCAAGAUGCUAUGUGCCCUAAGUGGAACAAGAAGCCUCGUUAGACGAGCGGUGUUGGAAGCGGGGAAGCUGUGGGGUAACAGCUGUCAGACCGAGGCGUAAUUCUCGGCACGCUACUCGCAGCCCUUCGUUUCAGAACCCGAGCGUCAGCUUUGUUCCCCACUUCUCGAGCGGAGACAUCAACUUUGAUCAUCGUCCGCCCUUUUCCAA